Messenger RNA from Saccostrea cuccullata (small rock oyster), 2628 nucleotides. RefSeq lists its product as uncharacterized. Gene Ontology annotation, biological process: protein deubiquitination. Gene Ontology annotation, molecular function: cysteine-type deubiquitinase activity. The annotation marks the transcript as partial. Lineage: Eukaryota; Metazoa; Mollusca; Bivalvia; Ostreida; Ostreidae. The transcript is spliced from 5 exons. The record is from RefSeq and is a predicted model, not a curated record.
AUGUACAAAAACGUCUCACAAUUGAUGGAAAAAGAGAGAUCGCGGAAUCCAUUGCAAUAUUUCUGGACGACAACAACUGUAAAAAAUCACACACAGGAAAACGACGGAACGACAGAAUUUUACAACCAAUUUGAGGAGAAUGAAAAUAACGAAGUUUUAUUCGGGAAAACAGAUACAUCAAUAGAUAGUAGAUUUGGACAAGACUAUGUUGAAAGCAGUCAAGAAUCUGUAAUCUUCCACAAAUCGGAUAUUACAAAAGGUGGGACGAAAUUGCGAUUUACGGAACAUAAUUUAGAAUUAGAAUCUCUACCAGCAACAACUGACUGUGCGGCAAAUUCUUUAAAAACAGAUCCUGAUCCUUCUGAAAUACGAAGUAAACCAUAUCCUCAAGCUGAUUCAGAAUCGACUGAUCAAUUAAAAGAAUUCAGCGACACAGACGAGACGGAUUACUUCGACAGCGAGGAUGAAUAUUGGGAAACACAGGUCAGUGAGAAGAAUCAAAAGCAAGACAUUGAUUUGGAGCCUUCUACGAAUUCCCGAAAUGGUGGAAGAUAUAGUAAAUUUAUCAACCUUCCCACUUUUAAACAAUCAAUCCACGAUUUUGCUGCUGAUAACAGUUUUGAAGUACAUGAUGUCAUUGCGAAUGGGGACUGCCUGUUCCAUGCAAUAUCUGAUCAGCUUCUAAUUAACGGUUGUCCAGGUCAUACAGAAAAGUCCUUACGACAAAUAACAACACAACGUCUGAGGAAAAAAUCUCUUGGAGAUGAUGGAACUCAUCCCUCCUCUUUUCUUUCUGGGGAGAGUUGGGAGGAAUACCUCUCCAGAAUGGAGAGCCCAGGGGAGUGGGGCGACCACAUUACUCUUCAAACCCUUGCUGACGUUUUUACAUUAAAGAUCAUCGUUUUUAACGUCUACCAAGAUGACAUCAGGAGAACUGAAGUUGAGGCCGAGUCCAAUGAACAAAUUAAAACGAGGCUGACAAUAUACCUGGGUCAUCUUGGGGAGUUCCAUUAUCUGAGUCUACGUCCUAAACAUUGGCAGUUACACUGGCCUUACAAAGCUGUGCUUUACCGCUUACUAGCAUGUUCCAAAGAUCUGAACCCAGAGGACUCUGUUGCUCUCCUCAAAGACAUAUUGUCAAGCAUUUCAUCAGGGAAAUACAUUUCUAAAAGUGUACUAGAUGAAACUUCUGAACAUAUAUCUGAAAUUAUGCAUGGAAGAAAUGAAAAGAAUGCAAAAACAGGAAAGAAAAACCAUAACGAGUUCUUUAGAGUCAACAGUGGACAAGAGUUUCAACUCGAAGAUACUGAAGAUUCCUUAGAGCUGUUGAUUGAGGACCCUCUUCACACGGAUCCCAUAUCAGGCACCCCGUUGCCACAUUUAACAUUCCUCCUAAAACACUUGAUACCUCGCAAAAUGCUUUGCCAUGAAUAUGGUCAACUCUCUCCACACGUUCGAGGGACGGUUCAUUUUCUGGGUUCAUUUGCCGAUGGAAGCAAUUGGAAUCUAAUUGAUAUUAGCAAAUCACAGAAAAUGAGAGACUUUUAUAUUAAGCAAAUGAGAGAAAGGGUUGCAAAAGUCGUAGUUUUAAAAUCGAACAUACCUGUGUUGUCUUCAGAAGCUCCGCCGUUGCCAUAUGCAUUGCAUUUCGAUACGUCAAAUACAAAGGCCGGAUAUUGUAGGUUGAAAUUCCCUCCUGAGCGUGCGGUCUUGGUUGGUGAAAAAACUUGCAAGAUAGAGUCUGAAACUUAUCUUCAAGCCUUCAGCAUUGAAGGAUACGAUUCGAGUUUCCUGAAUGCGGACAUAAGUGCUGAAGUUAAGUAUAUUGGGCUAAUAUGUCCUAUGUUCUUGGUUGCCUUAGAUUGGUUGCAUUCGAGGCGAAAAUUUGAUUUUCCCUCACGCCAUCUUUUGAUUUUAUUUCAUGGCAUGCCUUGCACAUUGAUUCCUAAAGCACACAAGAACUCUGAAAACCCAUCAGUUGAGUGGAAAAUAGAUUUUUCAAAGAUAGAAAGGUUGCUUUUUGACAGCCUAACGGAUUCACAGCGACAUGGAUUUGCUGUAAUCAAGGUGCUUCUUGAUAACAUAACGUUCCAUGUUGAGAAAAAACUGCAAACAAAGCAUAUAAAAUCUAUAUUUUUUCAAGCUUGUGAAGAAAUUCCAUCCAACUUUUGGAAUGUAAACUUCAGUGGCUGUGUUUUGUUUGUCCUAAGCAAAUUGCUGAUCUGCUUAAAACAUAAAUUUCUACCGCAUUACUUUAUCCCACAAAAUAAUUUAAUUGAUUGUUUUUCGACGGAAGAAAUUGACACUAUAUGUGUUUGUGUCGAGUCCAUUCGGGCAUUUCCAGCCCACACUGCCCAAUUUGUUGCAGAAAAUCACGGAUUUACAUAUGGAUCAAACUUGGUGAAGUCGUUGCUGAGUGACAUUGCUUGUUUCGUGCAAACUAGGGAUGUGGCAGCGGUCGUGGAACACACCAUGGUUCCCUGUACGUAUCGCACAGCCAAGUUUCUUGCAAAGCUGGGAUUUUAUGUUCCAACUUGUGAGCUACUGAAAGAAAUGCACUCACAGACACAACUCAUUCCGGAAUACAGAAAGCAGAAUUCGCUCAGUCUUCAAGAUUUCUUCAAAAAU